AUGGUGGCGAUGACUGCCGAAGAGCAACUCCGUCAGGAGCUUGAGGCAGCAAUAGCAGCGCGGCAGGAACUAGAAAGUGCAUUGCAGAAGGCGGCCGAAUACGGUCAAGACCUGCUGGCUCAAGUUCAGGAGCAUGAGCGCACCAUCCAAGAGUAUCGGGAGAAGGAGCGGGCUGUGGAGCCAGACUCGUUCAAGAGUCAGGCACAGCGCCGGCAGUCGACAGCCCGUCGUGCAAGCACGAUCUCCUUCCCUCGAACUCAUGUUUCCAGUGGGGACGCGGAAGACAGCGUCACUCGCACCGGCAGCAUGCCUCGUCGAGUCGGCUUCCUCCCAGGCAGUCCUGACAGCGAUGAUGAGGAGCCAAAAGCAAGGCCAGCCAAAGCCGUGCCGCGGCGUGGCCGUGGUGGUCAGACCAUGGUGGUGGAAGAUCUCAUGCAGCAAAACCAAUCGCUGGAAGAGGACCUGCGACGGCUGCAGGUUAACUACCAGAAGCUGCAGGAGCAAGACGAUUCAGAGGAAGACGAAGAGGGUGAAGGAUCUGAAAGGAAACCCAAAAGAAAAUCCAGGAAAUGCAGUUCGAUCAGAGAUGUCGAUGAAGUGGUUCCAGACGAAGAAAUCUCGGAUCCAGAUUUACAACAGCAGGCCGAUGAGAUUGAAGAACUGCGGCAAGCGUUGCGCACAGCACAGAAGGAGGCUGCCAAGCAGCUGCAGACACUGGAAGCAGAAGUAGAGUCAAAAAAGCAGGAGGUGGAAGAACGAAGGGCUGCAGAGCAGGUGGCAAAGUCAAACGCUGCACAAAGCGAAAGCAAGUGCAAGGUUCUGCAAGAAAGGCUUCAAGUAAUGGCGGAGGAAAACGACAAGACGGAGAGGGAGCUGCAAGUUGCCAAAGCCAAACAGCGGGACUUGACCUUCCAGCUGGAAGAGCAGGCCUUGAGAAACAAGGCCAGGAACCAGCGAAAAUGGAUGCCCACCGCCUGCGAGGAAGCAUUACACAGCGCGGCAGAGCGAGCAUCUCUGGCGGAUGAGUUCCAGAACAUGGAUGAGGAAUCUGAGGUCGUAGACGAAUCCAAAGAGAUGGAGGAGGUGGAUGGUGAAGAAGGAGAUGCGGAGGAUGCGGAGGAAGAUACGCAGGGCAAGGUCGACGCUUCGAUUGAAGUACAAAGCUUGAGAGAGGAGCUCGCAGCAGCGAAGGCCGACGCUGAAUCUUCCAAGGAGGUUGCCAGUCUUCUCCAACAACAAUCCGAGGAAGCCAAGGAUGCAGCGGCCAAGCAGAUACAAGCCCUGCAAGAGCAGCUCGCCGCAGCGAAGGCUGCCGAACAUCGUCAGCAACAAGCCGAAGAUGCUGAGGUGGCAGCAUCCCGACUGACGCACUGCCUACAAGAAGAGCUCGCAGCAGCGAAGGUGGUCCUUGCGCAAGCCGAAGCAACCAAGGCUGACAGCUCCAGAGAGGUUCUCCAAACGGCCAAGGCGGCCAAGGAUGUGCAGGCCACGGCUGCACGAGACAUCAGAGCUGCAGCGGCCGAACUUUCAGAGCUGCGCAUGCACGUGGAAGCCGUCCAGGCAAGUCAGAAGCAGGAGGCUGAAGCUCAGAGGAAUCAGCUGGUGGAGUUGAAGGAGCUCGAAGCAGCCAAGCAGAAGGAUAUCGAGAAGCAGCUGCAGUCAGCAAAGGACCGAGCAGAAAUAGUCAUGGCAGAGAAUGCCACGCUCAGGCGAGAGGUCAAUGCCCUUCGGGAGGCAUCGCCUGCUCUGCAACACAGGCAAGAACCAGAAGAAACGUUCUGGGACCGAGUCAUGGCAUCGAUUGCCUGUGCUCGCACUACAGCAAAGCCCACUUCUCCCUCAAGUAACGGUCGUGCUCAGUCCGGCGAAGCCCACCCAGAGCCAAUACGGCUCUCGAUGCCGGUUGCCGAUGGUCACUGA
This is a messenger RNA of Symbiodinium sp. CCMP2456, 1920 nucleotides long. Lineage: Eukaryota; Dinophyceae; Suessiales; Symbiodiniaceae. The record is from the annotation of a GenBank genome assembly.